Esox lucius (northern pike) is the source of this 2038-nucleotide messenger RNA. RefSeq names its product peripherin 2-like a (gene prph2la). Gene Ontology annotation, cellular component: membrane. The record is from RefSeq and is a predicted model, not a curated record. The coding region runs from base 536 to 1630 and encodes 364 amino acids. Gene Ontology annotation, biological process: visual perception. NCBI's taxonomy places the organism in Eukaryota, Metazoa, Chordata, Actinopteri, Esociformes, Esocidae. The transcript is spliced from 4 exons.
CCGUCUCUGUCAGCUCUAUCUCUGCCACUACGCCUCUCUCCGGGCCAAGCAUUCAGAUGUGUGUCAAUGGAGACAUGGGAGCAAGAUCAGGCGGAGAUGGCGUUCACGUGAAGGUAUGACCUGUGUUCAGGACAGACAACCAAAGCCUUCUCUUGCUGAACUGUGAUAAAGGCGCUCGGCCCAUCACGCCGUUGUGAGAAAUCUCUCAGGAUGACAAACCAAAUGAUUGAGACAUCAUAUGCUUUGGUCUAUGGUUUUCUCUUUCCAGUUUAUUUGAGAUAUUUCAUCUGAUUAUACGCUUGGCACAUUAUUGAGUGGUUUCUCGGGAUUGCCGACACCUUUAAAAUGGAGACCCCUACUCAAGAAAUUCUGUCUCUGAACUAAGCUGCUUAUGUGAGAAUGCUUUCAUCCACUAUCCUGGCCCCCUCCCCUCAUCCCUUGAUAGCCCUGUGUCUCCUUUUUCCUUUCCUUAUGUCCUCACCCCCAUUCAGUAAACUACCUGAACACUGGAUUAAACAAAACAAAGAAAUCUAAAAUGGCUGUGCUGAAAGUGAAAUUCACCAAGAACAACAGAGACAGGCUGGCCCAGGUGCUAUGGAUCCUCAACUGGGUUUCCGUGGUGUCAGGUGUGGUUCUCUUCAGUCUGGGGCUCUUUCUAAAGGUGGAGAUCAACAAGCGCUGGGAACUGAUGGCAGAGAGAGACAUCCACUCUGUCCCCAACAUGCUCAUUGCUACAGGCCUUGUCGCCUGUGGUAUCAACUUCCUAGGUGGAAAGAUCUGCUACGACUGUGCAGACACCACCAAGUUCCUGCGUUGGAAAGUGCUGAUGCUGCCAUACAUCAUGUGCACCUUCUUUUUCACCUUCUGCGUCCUGGCGGGGGCGCUCAUGUGCUACGGAAUGCGCGGUGAGCUUGAAGAGGCUCUGGACCAGGGGCUACACAACGCGAUGCGCUACUAUAAAGACACUGACACACCGGGGCGCUGCUUCCUGAAACGCACUGUGGACCUGCUGCAGAUCCAGUUCCAUUGCUGCGGUAACUCCAACUACAGAGAUUGGUUCCAGAUCCAGUGGAUCAGCAACCGAUUCCUGGACAUGUCUAACAGGGAGGUAGUGGGUCGUCUGAGGAGUAAUGUAGAGGGAAAAUACCUGAUGGAUGGGGUUCCCUUCAGCUGCUGUAACUUUAACUCACCACGCCCCUGCAUCCAGCACCAGAUCACUAACAACUCAGCCCACUUCAACUAUGAACACCAGACCGAGGACCUCAACCUGUGGAGUUCAGGCUGCCGCCAGGCCCUGCUGGAGCACUACAGCAGCAUCAUGCAGUCCAUUGGCUUCACAGUCCUCAUCAUCUGGCUGUUUGAGCUGUGGGUGCUGACAGGGGUCCGCUACCUCCAGACCUCCCUGGAGAACGUGCUGAGACAGGGGGACCCAGACUCAGAGUCAGACGGCUGGCUCCUGGAGAACAGCUUUGUGGAGACAGCCCGUUCUAACUUCAACAUCAUAAAGAGCCUGGGCAAGUGCAACCAGAUUGACACAGCCAAUAACGGCGACCCCAACAUGGAUGUCUCCUCCAGAGCCCACUAUGGACCAGAAAAUGUGCUCCCUAAACAGUUACCUCUGGCCAGUUGACCCAAGUCCACUUCACAGGACAGGAACUCCCCUGAGCAAUACAAUCUACAAAGAAGCUUGCCUGAAAGACACAUGGAGGCUUUUGCAAAUCAAGCAAUGUUCUUCUAAGAGAGAGGGUGGCCAUUACAAAUGGGAUUUGGGGAUGUGUCACUUUGCAAACCUAACCCCAAAUGUUUGUUACAUGGUACAGAACACAGUAUUGUCCUAAUAGUUAACCUUUGAAAUGUAUAGCUUGUUUAAAAAGAACUUGUGUCAUCAAUUCUAUGCCAUGAUGUAAUGCCUUACCUUUUUUCAAAUACGCAUACAAGUAAAAUAAUUUGUGUGAAAUUCAAAUUAGGCUUGUGUUGCCUUAACAAAUAAUAAUUGAAUCAAAAAGGGUCUGCAUUACUCAACUGCAUUCAGGUCAAA